Messenger RNA from Exophiala mesophila, 2025 nucleotides. RefSeq lists its product as uncharacterized. Bases 50 to 1909 code for a protein of 619 amino acids. Gene Ontology annotation, molecular function: DNA-binding transcription factor activity; transcription cis-regulatory region binding. Gene Ontology annotation, biological process: positive regulation of transcription by RNA polymerase II. NCBI's taxonomy places the organism in Eukaryota, Fungi, Ascomycota, Eurotiomycetes, Chaetothyriales, Herpotrichiellaceae. The record is from RefSeq and is a predicted model, not a curated record. The transcript is spliced from 4 exons. Gene Ontology annotation, cellular component: nucleus.
UGAAACUAGUCUUUGCAUCCGAGUCUACACCGACUUGAAGUGUGUGCCAAUGUCCAGGCGAAAGGAAGCCGUCGACUGUUUUACUUGUUCCGCCUCGAGUCGAACUUGCGAUCGAAUUCGACACCGAUGCAGUACAUGUACUAAAGCCUCUGAGAUUUGUGGAGGAUAUCCUCGAGAUCUGCAAUGGCUCACCGGUGUCAAGUCUCGUGGAAAAGAAAAAGGUCUUUGCCUAGGCCCUUCAAGUCCCAAUCCGCAGUGGCAUCCUACCACCCCAACCACAACGAACCAACCGUUUGUCUUCAAGCAAGGCAAACCCAGGAAGACGCGCCAGAAAAAGGCCCAAAAGCCCAGUGAACCAUCUCCCCCCAGUCCAACAUGUCAGAAGAAUUGGUCUACAUCGCCGCAAAGUGACGACUGGCAGCCCUUCACCCCAACGGUGAUUGAAAAGCAGCAAUCUCCUGUUACCAUCGAUCACAUUGAAUCACCGAGUUGGCCAGAGACAUCAACCACCUCAGAUGACCUUGUAUCCAACUUGGAAAGUGGUCCAGAUCCGUCUGAUUCAUCUACAUGUCUGCCAAUUGACCCAGCCGACAACGCUUAUGAUGUGUCUUUGAUUCCCUUGGAGCCUGACCCGGGCAUGGAUGGUCUUGACUUGGACGUUUACGAAUUGUACGACGAGUCAGAGUAUCAGUACCAACCGCCCUGUCGUCCAGGUUUCCUAUUGCCGUCAUUGGAGUCUUCAGCACUGCUCACGUGGUAUAACGAAGAGCUUUGCACUCUACCCUUGACCUCAGACUUCCACGCAAAUCCAUUUCGUGUUAGCAGCACCCCGUCCCAAGGUCCCACCUACCUAGUCCAUGCCGUCCUGGCAUUGUCUAUGCAACAUGUCUUUCGGGUCAAGGCGGGGCUCCAGGGCGAGCAUUUCGAGCAACAAGUCAUCUCCUACAAGCAAUCUGCCACACAGCUGUGCAACCAAGCCUUGCUUUCCGCCUUUGAAAAGGUGGACAGUUCAGUGAUUGACACAAUACUUAUUCUCUUCGCCCACGACACUUUAUUUUCUGCCGCGGGACCAUGGAAGGACCGCCUGUCUGGAGCCUAUAAUAGAAUAGAAAUGGUCGGCGGGCCUCUGCGCCUUGCUACUUCAUCACGUCGCCUGCGGGCACAACUGGCCAUGUUCGUCUGGUGGGACUGUAGUAUCGCAUUAGUUUCACGCUCGGAAUGCGUUUUCCCUAGUACCUAUUAUGAUUUGGUCCUUGCGAAUGACAACGAUUCCAUGUGGAGUAUCUUCACAGUCUCGGGAGUUCCUCGAGAACUAUUCCAGUAUUGUCGAGAACUAGCGCAGCUGGCCAGCGAGAAAGAACAAAUUGCCGGGCUGCGGUAUGCUAGAUUCGACACAACGCGAGUCCUUGAGAUCGAAAGCUGCAUUCGGGGUUAUACUGAGGGGGAGAGUGAAUCCCCCAGCAUUGCCGACAGCGAGGAACUGGUGCAGCACUGGCAUGACAUCUGCAACGCAGGCAAUGCAUGGAAGUAUGCUCUCCUGCUCUACAUCUCGAGAGUCUUCAAGUGGGACCGAAGCAGUGACUCACGCUUGCCCGAAAUCACGUCACUCGCCAGACUGGUGUUGGAUAGCGUGCGGUGCUGCCGUCCCGACUCACCGCUGCAGAAGCAACUUUUAUUCCCCGUGUUUUUAGCAGGCUCAGAGUGUGUCGACAGCUAUAGUCGGGAAUUCGUCGAGUCCUACUGUGAGGGCUGGUACCAGAAGAUCCGGUACAACAUGUUCCGCGAAGGACUGAGUGUCUUGAAACAGAUCUGGUCGUGCAAAGACGACGAAGCAAACCAAUUCGGUGUGUGGUGGGGGCCCUUUGUUGGCACUCGUAACAGCGGCGGUCCCAUGUUUUUAUUUGGUUGAACCCGUGAACGAGGCCAUGGCCAUGAAUGUGUAUAAGUAACUAUUGUUGGGCUCCGGUAGAGUUUGUGACGCUGUGAGAUGGUUCUGGAUAGGUAUAUAGGCGCUGAAUCGUGCCA